This is a messenger RNA of Ipomoea triloba (trilobed morning glory), 905 nucleotides long. RefSeq names its product FCS-Like Zinc finger 6-like. Lineage: Eukaryota; Viridiplantae; Streptophyta; Magnoliopsida; Solanales; Convolvulaceae. The transcript has 2 exons. Bases 127 to 570 code for a protein of 147 amino acids. The record is from RefSeq and is a predicted model, not a curated record.
UCUUCUUGCUAUAAGCUGCGUUUGUCCUCCGCUCUGCAGCAAUUCUUCCGUGCACGGUUUCAUUGUCCCGUCCACCGAAAACUCUGCGCCUCCUUUUUUUUUUUUUCCCUUCUUUUCCGCCGCAAAAUGCCAUUCAAACGACCUCGAGACGACAGCUCCGGCGGCUUUAACGUGCCGGAAUCCUCCACCAACUCCUCCUCUAAGAGGACGGCUUCUUCUCCCUCCGCCGCCCCGCCGCCGCCCAACAGCUUUCUGAGGCAAUCGGCGGCGAUGGCGGCAAAGCCCACCUCUCUUGUUCCUCCGGCGGCUCGCCCCGACGGGAGCAGUCAAGUGAGGCUUGGAGAGUUCCUCGAAGAGUGUUUCUUUUGCCGGAGGAGUAUUGCCAGAGAAUGCAACAUUUUCAUGUAUCGAUCAUGUGCAUUUUGCAGUGAGGAAUGCAGGGACCGGCAGAUUUCAAUUGACGACAGAAAGGAGAAGAUGCAAGAUCAGGAAAAACCGAAUCAAACGGCGCCGUUAGCGAGGCCGCCGGGCAUGAACAACUCGGAGGGCGAUCAUGCCGGCUCUUUCUGACCGUUCAUGUACGCAAAUUAAAAGUGAAUACAUGGCUUGCUAUAUAUAUAUAUAUAGUUGCGUUACGUUUCUGCAUGAUUAUACUGUAGGUAGUAGUUUUUCUCUGUCAAUUUACCUCUUCUUGUGCAGUAUACAAUCUAGGGAUAUACUCCGUAUAUAUAUACUAAGGAGUAAGUUUUUUGGGUGGAUGAGAUCAUGCUCAAUAUUUAUUUUUAAAUAAAUACUUCAAAAUAUAUUAAUGAAAGAUUAUAUUGGAAAUGUUGAUGUAUAUGUAAUUGAAUAUUGAAUUUGUUUAUUACCAAAUCUAUGAGAAAACUUGCCAUGAUUAUUCAAAA